AUGACAACACACCAAAAUGGCACCACCUUCAUUGAGAUUUCAGACUUCCUCCUAAAUUGCUUUGUCAAGUCACCCAGCUGGCAGUUUUGGCUGUCCCUGCCCCUCAGUGUCCUCUGCCUCCUGGCCAUGGGGGCCAACGCCACCCUCCUGCUCACCAUCUGGCUGGAGGUCUCUCUGCACCAGCCCAUGUACUACCUCCUCAGCCUCCUCUCACUGCUGGACAUGGUGCUCUGUCUCACAGUCAUCCCCAAGGUCCUGGCCAUCUUCUGGUUUGAUCUCAAGACCAUCAGUUUCUAUGCCUGUUUCCUUCAGAUGUUCAUUAUGAAUUGCUUCCUUGCCAUGGAGUCCUGCACAUUCAUGAUUAUGGCCUACGACCGUUAUAUAGCCAUCUGCCAACCACUGAGGUACCCAUCCAUCAUCACUGACCAAUUUGUGGCCAAGGCUGCCAUUUUUACUUUAGCCAGGAGUGUCUUUCUUACAGUGCCUAUCCCUUUUCUCUCAGCACGGCUCUAUUACUGUGAGAGAAAUGUCAUUGAGAACUGUAUUUGUGCCAAUAUGUCUGUCUCCAGGCUCUCCUGUGAUGAUGUGACCAUCAAUCGCCUUUACCAGUUUGUGGGAGGCUGGACUCUGUUAGGAUCUGACCUUAUCCUCAUCUUUCUCUCCUACACCCUAAUUCUACGAGCUGUGUUGAGACUCAAGGCAGAGGGUGCUAUGGCCAAGGCCUUAAGCACAUGCGGUUCCCACUUCAUCCUCAUCCUCUUUUUCAGCACCAUCCUUCUGGUCUUUGUUUUGACUCAUGUACUGAAGAAGAGCGUCUCCCCAGAUGUGCCAGUCCUGCUCAAUGUCCUCCAUCAUGUUAUCCCUGCAGCCCUCAACCCCAUUGUUUAUGGAGUUCGAACUCAGGAGAUCAAGCAAGGAAUCAAGAGGUUAUUGAGGAAAGGGUGGUAA
Molecule: messenger RNA, 948 nt
Organism: Condylura cristata (star-nosed mole)
Lineage: Eukaryota; Metazoa; Chordata; Mammalia; Eulipotyphla; Talpidae
Product: olfactory receptor 56A3
Exons: 1
Coding region: 1-948 (315 amino acids)
Biological process (GO): G protein-coupled receptor signaling pathway
Cellular component (GO): membrane
Molecular function (GO): G protein-coupled receptor activity; olfactory receptor activity
Source: RefSeq, a predicted model, not a curated record